UCGAAACCGAACAGCGUACAAGACGGAUAUCACACUUCCAUUACAAGUGAAAUGUCCGGCAGAAAAACACAGAACGUGGUGUCCGCUCGAAAAACCAAGGAGUUGAAUGCAACUAACGUAGCGGCAGAGAAUAAGCCACCAAUUUGGCCAGAAUGGUCCGACCAGGAUAUCAAUGCGGAAAAGUGGGAUGAUGUACAAAACGGAAAGGAAAGAUCAAAACAAACUGCGUCGGCAGUAUUUUUCUUUGAUCCUGAGGGAUCGGUUGCAUUGCCACCGACGCUGAAUGUCGCCUACACCAAAAGGCCGCAUGAAUUUAUUACAGAGAGGACUCCUGUCGUGUACGAUCUUGAGACGGUGCAUCGAGUGGAUCUAUACCAAUUAAACGAACAUUUGUUCGCUUGCGAGGCCAUGCGAUGGAUAAUAUGUGAAGUACAAAACCUCUGGAUGGCUGGCAGACAGAGCAUGACAGGCCCAAAUUCAUCCACUGUUCCGUCUCAAGACUGGAUGUAUCGUUGGCGUCCCUGGGAGCAUAUAUAUGCUAUUAGUAAGAUUGGGAAAGAACCGAACACACCUCAGUAUAACCCAUUUGGCAAAUACGUUGUGAAAUUGCACUGGAUGGGCUGUUGGCGAAAGCUCCUUGUUGAUGAUGUGAUCCCAUUCGGAAACGACCACUCUAUACUUCUCCCACGAAGUAGACAGCCAUACGAGUUGUGGCCCAUGCUGCUAACCAAGGCUCUACUGAAGAUAGCUUCACUGUGUUGUGGAGGCGCUUGGGAUCACUCAGGAUUGAGAGAUUUCAGUGCUAUCCAGUGCUUAACUGGAUGGCUGAAGCAGUCAAUAACAGUUCGCAAGCGUUGGCCUGAUUCUCUAUGGCACUAUCUACAAAGUCACAUACCGGCGUGGGAAAGACCUGAAGAUUCAGGUUCGAAGGCGAACCAGAGCAAUGAGUUAACCCCUGAACAACCCGAAGGAAAAAUCAAAAUGAAAGAUGCAAAGCGCAGCGUCAAGGAUAAUCUGAAAGCCAAGAAAAAUGUCGAAAAGAUCAAAAGCGAUGGAAAGGAGAAAGCAGAAGCAACAAAGUCAUGGACGACGAAUGAAGCCGUAUCACGCACGCAGAAGGUCAUGAUGUUUGUAUCUUACGAAAAUUUACAUGAACAAUCAAGUGAACGGGAUCCGGAUGCCAUAAACGAGGUAUCUCGCAACGAGCGGCUGAAAGCAAUGGGGUUUGACAUUCCUUAUUCACAUCCGAUUAUGCUGUCCACAUGGCGGUCCAUACCACUGAUAGAACCGGCACCGAAAAAACCGACUCCAAACUGGAAGCUUAUUCGGCCAAGACCAGCAGAUUUCCCACUUUUUGUUCCCAUGGCGGAGAAGGAACCACAAGUUGAAGUCGAACCGGUUCGGUCUUUACAGUUGACCACUCUCCUACGAAACUCAUCCUUUGCAGCAGCAGUCGAGCAAGUCCCUUCUCUGCCCAUUUCCACCGAAAUUUCAAAAGAAAGAUAUGCAGCGAAGCCGGAUCCGCAGGCUGACAGAGUACACACCAAGCCACGCAAGCCUACGGGCAGACGCAAAGGUGGCGCUGCGUCACCCAUACAACCGCCGGCAUCCCACGGCAGGAAUCAGCAACCAGUGCGCAGCGAUUCCGGAACAGGACGAUCUGUCAAGUUCAAGAACCAUGAAACCGUUCGCAAGAUGGCUGGAACUGGAGGCACAACAUCGACAAUGGCACUCGCAGGCAACGGGUUGAAGAACGGGGAGCUAAGUGAACAGCACGGCGAAGAGGAAACACGAGACGAGGUGCAACUAAUAACAGCGCAACCACUGGAGCGUUGGAUCGAUAUAAACGAAUUCUGCGAACUGUUCACUUCCGUGGAAGUUUACCACAACACACAAUCCUAUCCGGUUAUGAAAAGCCAUUCAGUUACCAAAGGUGUAAGAUCAAGUACUGAUAAGAUAGCACCGACAAAUGUAUACUUGCUGAGUGAUAGUCUUUCUCCGGUCGAACUAAUUCUGGGCUUUUCUGUGAUCCCGCACUGGCCCCAAGCUUCGGUUAGCAGCAUGUGUCUACCGCUCAUGCAAGAGUUGGAUGAACAGCCCCAGGACCAUGGAGAGGCGGUGCCCUCAGAGACCCCACAUGGGCCAACCACUAAGGUCAUGGAAAAUCAGGUAACACGAGCUCCAUCAGUUGUUACCGUGGUGAUUGAAACAUGUCAUUGGUUUCCGCCCCGACUGGGUGAACCGGUCAAGCGGCUGCAAGUCAGUGGUAGUCGUGCAGCGUCUUUGUUUCUUCCAUCUGGUCGACAUAGUUUCGCCAUAAAUAUCAGCUCACCGCUCGGAUAUAACCUUACAGUACUCGGGGCAGCUCAAACUUCGUCCAGCGACAACGUUGAUGAAAAACUUGGACCCUGUUCUACGCUGAUCCACAAAUCAUCGGGCAAUUCUGCAGAAGCAGCUGCGCCCUAUCUGUACUUGGGUGAUGAAGACCACAUAUUGUCCACUGGGCUGACAACGCUCCCACUCAGUCUUCGCCAGUAUAGUGAUCAUUUAGUCGAAAGCAUGCAUGAAUUCGGUGUGGCCUUGGCGUGUCUGAGCAAUCCGGAUGAAUGGCCCUCAGCAGCUUCAGAAAUCAACACAGCCGGUGUCAGAGGGGAAGAGUUUAAACCGGAUGUGGAAAACGCUAUUUCUUCAUUGCAGUUAUCCUCCCCUGAGUUCCAGUUGACUGGAUGCGCUUCAUGGAUUUUGAAAUCAUACCAAGAGAAACACAGGAAUAUGUGUCAUUUUCUGUCUCCAAGUGGAGGAGAUAAAUCCUGUGACUUGGGUAGAAUCAAGAAUAAGAACCAUCAACGUACGCUUUUGGCAGUUUUACAGAAAAUACUUGUUUCGGACAAGGACGGAAGGUCUGCUGCAUCCGAAAUGAAUCUGGCAUGGAGGGCGAUUCAGUUGGAUAUGAACACCUUCAAUCCUUUCAAUGCGAAGUACAGCAUCACCAAUCCAAGACAUCCGGGUACGACAAGUUCGACUGCGAAGCAAAAGGGAAAGGGGCAUAGUGCACGUACCGAAAGGCAGUUGAUAGUCAAAAGCAUGUUGGACGAAGAGUUUCUGCAACGAUGGUCACAACCUGCAGAUCAGAACAUUCUGAAUGCUAUUGUGCGCAUACAAGCGGCUUAUCGCGGAUAUCGAGUACGACAGCUUCAACAACUUCGUAACCCAACCUACGUAAUUGCCCUCGUACUCGGACUUCGUACAGGCCCCGAUGGGAAUGAAGGCCAAACCGAUGGGAUGUGCACUCAGCCUACAGGGGUAACGGCGUUUGCUACCCAAGGAAGACUAAAGAAGUUGUUGACUAAGGCCGAGCGCAUCGGCAGGGGUUGGAAACUGUGCAUGGAUAUGCUUUUUCGGGCUCACAAAGAAAGUGGAAUCGGAGCAGAAUUGGUUCACAAUUUGGUCCGAGGAGUAUCAACCCCUUUCACCAAAGAUUUAUCUCAGUAUGUUAGUUAUCGUGACUACCAUGGGACACACGCCGAAAUUCCAGCUCCAGCGACCGUGAUUAACACAAUUGCCGGCGAUCCAGAUGAAGUCAACAUUGAGUGGCUUAAACUAGUCUUUCGUGCUGCAUUCCAAGUAGUCUCCGAACCGAACGGUGACAAGAUGAGGCCAACGGAAAUUCACUUCUGUAUGAGGUGCCAAAAUAGUUUGCCUGGAAGUCAUUUGAUACUCAUGGAUAACGACAACGGUGCGAUGCUCCUGCAAAGUUCCUCUGAAGUGGAUAAUUGGAUCAGACUUUGCACGAAUAGAAACGGCUACGCAUUGUUAUGCGUUGCUGGCCCGGGACCGACUUCUCCGUGUUCGUGGCAGCUGCGAUUGGUUGGAUCUGGGAUCUUAGGUGAUCUCGGUUUGCCACAGCUACUUGGUCCCAUAACUAGACAGCUUUGCACAACGUUCCAGGAAGUUGAGCUGUCCGAUUAUUACGUGCCACAUCCGAAAGGUCUGCUAUUUAAACGGCAACUCGAGGUCUCCAAAACGCAACUACUAAGCUUUCAGUUGCGAGUUUCCGCUCCAGACGUGCCGCUUUGUCUGCUUCUGCGAAGGAACGGAACAGUGGUAGCUAGCGCCCACAGCAGAGGAGAUGCACGUAUAUUGUCUCAUCUAGUGGAGUUCACUCCGCCAAAAGAAUCGUCGAGAAGCGCUACUGACGAAAUUGACGCGAAAGUGGAGGUUAUCACAAGAUCGUCAGCACGAAGAAAAGGUUCAAGGUCACCGUCCAUCCGACGAGCACUACAAGCCAAGCAGUCCGGCCGAACAGACAGCAGAGCACAAGUGUCAGUGCGUGCGCCGUUAUUCAAGCGCGGUGUUGGCAAACGCAGUCGUCCGGCCGUUCCGUCAGGACAACAGCUUAGUGCUUCACGCUGCUCACAACCCGUGUCACCUCGUUCGGGUGAUUGGAUUGCAGAGGAAAUUGAAAUUAGACACGCCAAAUGCUCAUACAAUUCUUCACAAAGCCAGGGAAGAGAGGAGGAAACGCGAGCUUUCACGGCGGAAAGAGACCGCUGCAAUCAAGUUGCAGGCACUGGCCAGAGGAUUUUUGAGUCGGCUAAGAACGGCAAGUUUUCUUCCCUUCGAGUUGCAUCUUUUACAGAUUUGUCCUCUUCGCUUGCAUUUUGUCCACAGUAUCGCGCUUUCAGUGAUGCGUUUAACGAAGUGUCCUGUGAACUGAACCUUUUGGUCUCCCAAGUGGCAUCGGAUCAACACACGACUGUCGACACCUUCCAGUUCAGCCGCACGUUACAUCGAUUGCUGCGCUAUUUGAAUUGGCUUUGUCGAACAAAGCCACAUAGUAGAGAUCAGCUGUUUGUCGCUUGCCGUCUUCUACUAUCAAACGUCGGUCGCGAUGCUUCACUGUCCUGGCUGUCAACCGAUUCUCCUUCUGAUCGAAUCGGCGCUGAUUUUCGAUACACACUCGGUUGCACUCUAUGGGUUAUUUUGCGGUAUAUCGCAGACUUGCCUCCUCAGUCCUUUUCAACGAACUUUGCAGUUCCACUGCGUGUCCUCGAGAAUAUGAUUAACCCCACCCAGGAAACACCCAAAACUCUCCCGUUCAUUUCCCCUGAAUUUCUUAUUGCUGCAAAUCGUUUUUGGCUCUAUCGGUUUCUUGCACAUCGUCAGUAUUUCCGAAUCAUUGCACAGUUUAUCGACAGACAAUUACCGAUUAAGGCCGGUUACUUGGUUGAUGGAACUGGCUCAAACGCUCCCAGUGUUUUUGAUCCAGUGGAGUUCAGCAAAACACCCAAGACUAAUACCUUUAUAAACUUGUUCCUGUCUCCGAUUACGUGGACAUCCGAGUGUCAGUCGACCAAUUCGGAAGAACGCGACUCCACUCUUCGUUAUUUGUUGGCAGCUGCGUUGAACCAGCUACUUGUGCCCACAGCCGACGGGUUCGCCACAAACGAACGCAUCAUUUGCGGCAUUGUGCCACGGUUAUUUGACUGCUCCCUCGCACUUCGGAUGGUUCCGCGCAUGUGUCUUUCUCGGCACCAUUUCGACUGCCCUUCCGUUGAUGAUGACCACCUCAUCCCGUCCAUCCACUUGCUGUACACCUUGGUUGCUGUCGUUGUGCCCAAGUUGAUGUCCCUUCCCACCACCCCGUCGCCUGUCGAUCAGCGGGACCCGGUCGAAAUGGAAAUCGAUUCUACUGAUACAAAGGAAGAAGCUCCACAGAUGGUGCCUAACUGGAAGUCGAUCAUGUGCUGUGACUCACUGUCAAGCGACGUGGCUGCUGAACUCGUUCGCUGCAUCGCAUGGCUGUUGGCUAAGACGGUCUACCCUCCUAACCUCCCUUGCCCUCGUCCGCUUACACCACUCAAACCGUUGGCACUUCUAUGCACAGAGAACUCGGACCGGCUCUCUAGUGAUGACGAAGCCGACGACGAUCGGCACAGUGAACUGAAUGGGGCAUUCUUCGUUCAGACCUCCGGGUCACUCGUGUCAGCUGAUGUUUACCUGCCGGCUUGGGAUAACGAAUUGCUGACAAUCUUUUCCAGUCUGAGAAGGAUUCUACUCCCGCUGUCGUCUAGCGCCAUGUCCAGCAUUGGAUCCGAGGUUCUCUCUUCUCAUGCCUUGUCCGAUGAUCAAUAUGAUCUUGUCAGUUCGCUUGCACAACUUCAUUUUGCGUUGGAUCACAUCUACACCUUACCUUCCACUGCGAUGAUUGGGCUCAACUCCCUGUACUCACAGCAUCCUAUAUUCAUACGUUCUUUGUGGCAUUUGAUUCAACACUUGGAGCCUCGUCACUAUCGUCCCGGUUGCGGUACUCAUACUUUAUUUCGCUUACUCGUGUCUGGUGAGCUCCCCGAUUCGUUCUCCGACCUGCAAAGAUACAUCCCCUUGUUGAUGACAUUCGCCAGUUGCUUGCACCAUCGGCUUCUCUGUUUAACUGAUGUGGAAAUUGGUGGCGAGAGCUUUGAAACAGGCAGUUCCACAAUGAAGCCGACUUCACUUGGCUGCGGAUUUAAUGUUCAACAGUUACUUCAAGUCGGCUGUCAACUGCGUAAUUUAAUGCUUGGUCUGAUCAACAUAUCACAUCCGGAUCAACUACCUCAGCGUAACGAUUGCGACCCCACCAUGUCCAACUUCACCACACCUGAUUACCAGAAAUUGUUUGAACGUGUUGCUCAGAGGGCCGAGACAGCCGCUAUGGGUGGUGCGUCUCACUCUGACUCUUUCGGGUGCAGCCUUUCUGGAUGGUCCGUGCAAGACCUUCGCGCUCAGCUUCAUUGUUGGUCAAGUUUGUUCUACCGCGUGCAACGUUUGGUCUUUCAAAUUUACGACUGGCAUCGACGAGUGAGUCGACAGUCGGACACCGAUGCUUUGUGUUCGAAUGGCUCCGAAUCGUCUGAGACCGCCUUCUCCGCAUCCUACGACCGUGAGCGCCGCUCGAUUUGUGGCCUCCUUCCCACCGAAAGCCAAGCCGUCUGGUUCAAAGAAAGUAUAGCCACUUCCAUCGACACUUCGUUGAAGGGCUGGUUACGUGGCGGAGACAAAAUCACUCUGACGAUGUCAGGUGCUCCAUUUGGCUACCAUAGCCGGCUCAAUGCUGAUCGUGGUCGGGAUGGCACUGAUCCCCUCCUCUUGUCGAAUCGCGAGAUACGCCAGGUACUUAUUUUAAAGGAGCUUCCCUUUGUGAUCCCAUUCGAGCGACGUGUUCGACUUUUUCAACUGUUGGUCGAGUCCUCUCGAAUCUCUGUCCAGGGCUCUCACGUUCCAAGUCUGGCCGCUCUGGCCACUCAUUCCAGCGCAGAACGAUACCCGGAUGUGUCCAUACUGGUACGCCGAACACACUUAUACGAAGAUUCAUUUGACAAGCUAUCCAAAGAGAACGAGGCCAACUUGCGCCCACGUUUGCGCGUUCGGUUUAUGAAUCAGGUCGGUGCAGAGGAAGCUGGUAUCGACGGGGGCGGUCUGUCACGCGAAUUCCUCUCCGAACUCAUCCGUGAUGGAUUCGAUCCAACCCGUGGAUUCUUCAUCUACACUGCAGAAAAGACCUUGUACCCGAAUCCGCAAGCGGCCGCAAUCGCUGAAGACUACCUAAAGCACUACUACUUUUUAGGUCGUAUAUUGGCCAAGGCUCUCUACGAAAGUAUGCUCGUGGAUUUGCAGUUUGCCCACUUUUUCCUCGCCAAAAUUGCCAGUCGCAGUGGGGGUUGUGUAGGAUUUGAUUACUUGCGCUCGCUGGAUCCGGAGCUGUACAGACAAUUACAAUAUCUAAAAACUUACACUGGGGAUGUGAAAAAUUUAUCAUUGGAUUUCACAAUCGUCCAGUCCACAUUUGGCCAAUCUGAGGUGAUCGAUUUGAAACCAGGCGGACGCUGCAUUCCGGUGACCAACGAGAAUCGGGUGGAAUACAUGCACUUGGUGGCUCACUACAAGCUUAACAAACAGAUUUAUCCUCAGGUGCGUGCGUUCGCCGCCGGUUUGAACGAUGUGAUCUGCAUCGAUUGGCUGCGUCUAUUCGAUGCCGAUGAACUACAAAUUUUGAUUUCCGGAGCAAAUACAGUGAUUGACAUCGAUGAUUUAGAAAAACAUACCGUCUAUCCCAAUGAUGCCAGCGAACACAAAGAGACUCUGGAAUAUUUCUGGACAGUGCUUCGCAGUCUUUCCGAGUCCGACAAACGUCUCUUCCUUCGCUUCGUCACUGCCUGUUCCCGACCUCCUAUGUUUGGGUUCCGGGAUUUGCAGCCCCCAUUUUCCAUCCAGGUUACUCAAGAGUUGGAUCGCCUGCCCACCGCGAGCACUUGUAUGAAUUUGCUGCGACUACCUGACUUCCGUGAUCCUGUGUUGCUACGCGAACGGCUCUUAUAUGCACUACAUGCGAACGCCGGUUUUGAAUACAGUUGA
Dicrocoelium dendriticum is the source of this 8394-nucleotide messenger RNA. The record is from the annotation of a GenBank genome assembly. NCBI's taxonomy places the organism in Eukaryota, Metazoa, Platyhelminthes, Trematoda, Plagiorchiida, Dicrocoeliidae.